AUGGAAGAAAAUAAAUCGAUAAUUACCACAACCGUUAAAUCUGAUAAACCAAUUGGUUCAUAUGAAAAUGGUGAAUAUUUAUUUUGGAAAGUGUUUAAUAAUAAAUAUUUAUUAAAUUUUAUAAUUUAUAAGAUUCAAACAUCAGAAUGGGAAUACUAUCAAGACCAUUAUCAAAUUCAUGCAGAGAAUAGAUGGAAAUUUAAAGAUGUUUUUUCAUUUGAUUGGCUGAUAAUAAAUCAACAAUUCCCAUUGUUAAAGAAUAAAAUUGAAAAUAAUGAUUUCAUUUUAUUCGAUAAAAAAUCAAUUCAUAUUCUAUUUAAAGAAUUUUCAAUUUUAAGUGGUACUAAAAAAGUUUUACCAAAAUUAGCAAAUAGUUACGAUGAAAAUGGUGAUUAUGGUAAUGCUGAAGAUGGCCAAGAUGAUGAUGAAGAUGAUGAUGAUGACGAAGAUGCUAAAAAUGAAAAUAAUGAAUAUAAAAGAAAAGAUGAAAAAAAAGCAUUAAUUUUAAAAGAAAUUUUAAUUUCAUUAUUAGAAAAAAAAAGAAACCAAUUUGAAAUUUGUGAUCUUACAAAACUAGCAGUUAUUAAUAAUAGUAUUGAAGGUAUUAAAAUAUUAAUUAAUGAGCCAUAUUGUAUCAAUGUUUAUCCAUCAACCAUAGAAUUGGCAUUUGAAAAAUGUGAUUGUGAAAUGAUUAAAACUUUACUAUUAAAUGAAAAUAAAAAUAAUAACAUUUUAAUAAACAAUGAAAUUAAAAAGAAAUCAUUGAAAUUAGCCUCAAAAAAUACUUUUCAUUCAACUUAUAUAAUUCAAUUCUUAUUAGAUAAUCCAAAUUUAUAUAUACCACCACCACCAAUAUCAUUACCACAAUUACAAAAUCCAAGUCCAGUUGAACCAGGUUUGCCAGAAUUAAAUGAUAAUGAUGAUGAUGAUGAUGAUGAUGAUGACGAAGAUGAUAAAAAUAAAAAUAAAACUAAAACAAGGGAAUGUUAUAUUUUAUAUGACUAUUUAAUAUUAAUAUCAAGUUUACAAACUAAAAAGAAAUUAUUAGAUUUAGAUAUUGUUUUAAAAAAUCCACAAGGUUUAAAAGAAAAUUUUAAUAUUACAGAUUCAAUCGAUGACUUGUUAAUUAAAUUAGAGAUUAAUUUAAAAUAUUUCCAUGAUUAUUAUGAUGGCAUUCCAAAGUCAAUUUUAAAAAAGAUUAAUCAAAUUUUAAAUAAUCAAUCAAUCAGCAAAGAGAAACAAUUAAAAAAGAUUCAAAGAUUAGUCAUUUUAGUUUCAGGAGAUUAUACAUUUUAUAGUGGCUAUAUUUUAAAAUAUGAAGAAUCAAUAAAUGAAUUUCAUAAUGAUUCGUAUUAUUCAAAUGAUGACGAUGGUGAUGAUAAUGAUGAUGAUGAUGAUGAUGAUGGUGAAUCAAAAUUAAUAACAUUUUCAAGAUUAAUUUUAUUGAAUGUAUUUUCAUAUCAAUCACAUACAACAAUGGAUAAAUUAAUGAAAAACUUUAAAGAAAAGAAAAUUAAAUGGCAUAAACCACUAUUUAAAUUAAUUGGUUCAGAGAAAAAAACAAUUACAAUUGAUAAAUCAACUUAUGAUUGGAUUAUAGGUACUGAUUGUGAUGAAGUUUUUGAUUAUUUUAAUAGUAAACAAUUUGAUUUUCAAUCAUUUGAAACUGCAAUCUAUUGUUUUGAAAAUUAUAAUAAUUCAAGAAAAUAUUUAAAACCAUUUUCAAUAAAAACUUUAUACUUUAAUUCAAUUAAAGAAUGUAAUUUAGAUCAAUUGAAAACUAUUGAAUCAUUAUAUAUCGAUCCAUUUGAUUUAUUUAGUGAUCAACGUUCAUAUAAAUGCAUACCCCUACCAACUUCAAAAGAUGAUUUAAUUAAAUUAAUCAAUUAUUUCAGUGAUAGUAAUUUCAAAGCAUUUAGUAAAGAUUCAUUAGUUUCAUUCUUUUCUCAAGUAUUUAAAACUGGUUUAGUAUCACCAUCAGAGAUUAAAAUUAAAAUUCCAACUACUAUUACAUUACCAAAUGAUAUUUUAUUAGAUGCAUUAUUUGAUUUAGAUUUAAAGUUUUUAGAAUUAUUAUUGGUCAGUUUAGAUGGAUUUGAAUUUGAACAAGAAGAGUAUGAAAGACUUGAUUCAGUUGAAAAGAAUUUAUUUAGUAAAGAAUUAAAUCUUUUCCAUAAUGAUAUAGAAUUAAUUGAUUUCGAUGAAUUAUAUAGAUUAAUUGAAUUUAUUAUAAAUAAAUUUUUAAAAACUGGUAGUAAACGUGGUAGACGUAGUGAAUCAGCUUGCGAAAUUAUGAAUUAUCUUUAUCAAAUGUUACUUCAAAGAGAACUAGUUACACCAAAACAAGUUAUAAAAGUUAAUCAAUUACUUCAAUCACAUUCAGUACCAAUUAAACAUUCAUUAUUCAAUGCUUUCUAUUAUCUUCAAAUUAGAUCAGCAAAAUUCACAAAGUAUAUUUUAUCAAGACCUGGUUUCGAUAGUUUUUUCGAAAUUAAUUAUGAAGAGUCAUAUAGUUGUUCAAUUGAUUAUUCUGAAGGUGUGAAUCAUUUAGGCCAACAUGGAUUUGAUUUGGCAAUUUAUUUAGAUUUCGAUUGUUUUACAUUUGAUUAUGUAUUAGGUACCAAUGAAAAUGGUGAUUAUAAUACACCAUUCGAUCAAGUACUCUAUCAAUUGGUUUAUCAACUUUCUCAUAGUAUAAUUAAUGAAAUUGAUAUCAUCGAUGAUUUCACUUCAUUAUCAAUGAAUGCAGAUUUAGAAUAUUGUUUAGAUAUUAGAAGAGUGGAUUUAUUUUUCAAACAAUUGGAAUUUAUUAAUAAACAAAUUCAACAAACCAAUCUUGAUGGUUAUGAAUAUCAAGACGAGAAUCCAACAUUUCCAAUUCAAGAAAGUAUUUUAAAUUCACCUUCAGAUAAUUUAUUGCCAACUAGUGAAUUAUUUUUAAAUAGAGAACAACCACCAAUACCACCAAUACCACAAUCUAAAACUUUUAAUUCAGAAAUACCAUUUCCAUUGGCUAGACACUAUAAUACACUUAAAAUUUCAAAUUCAGUAUUGGAUUUAGCAUUGAUUAUAAUGGAUGUCGAUGAAAUUCAAAAAUUAAUCGAAUGGAAUUGGUAUAGAACUGAUUUCCUUUUCUCAAUCUUUUCAAAAUCAAUGUUUUGGAGUAAAUUCGAUGUCUCCCAACAUUUGUUUACCAACUAUAAAAUUCAAAUCCUUUCAUUACCACAACAUUCAAUGACAUCUCAUUAUAGUUAUCUAUUGGAAUUCAAUUAUUUAAUUAAUAAUCAUUUUGAAAGAGUUAAAAAUCCAAAUCUAUUUAAAAUUGAUACAUUAAAAUCCGAUAGUUUAAAUUUUCCAACUGUUCUUAGCGCAUAUUUAGUCGACUAUCUAUCAAGAUGUGAUAUUGGCGAAUAUGAAAAAUUCAUGGAUAUUAAAACUAGAGAAGAGCUUUUAAAUAUUUUAAUUUUUAUAAUUUAUGCAGAGUAUUGCAUAAAUAUGGAAUUAGAUACCGAUACCAAUUUAUCAUUGGACAGAAAAAAAUUACUUUUUCCACUCAUUGAAUCUAAAGAAUGUCAAGAAAUUAUUCAAAGAGCUUAUGAUAAAUUUAAAAUUAAAAAUGAUGAAACUAUAAUCAGUCAAACUGAACAACAAAUUAAAGAUUACUCAACUCAAGUUGAUAACAUGUUUACUCUUGGUUUCAUCAAUGGUGAUAUCAUCAUUUGUCAACUUAUACUCAAACAUUAUCCAAAUCUUUUCAAAAUCACCCAAUAUGCUUUGGCAAUGGCAAUAAAAGCUGAUAGAAUUCAUAUUAUCAAGUUUUAUUAUCAUAACAACAAUGAUAAUUUAAUUAUGAAUUUAAAAGAUGAUCAAUCAUUAGUAGAUUAUUUAAAAUCUGAACUUUUAAAUCAUCAAGAUUAUAAAUUUGAUAUUAAUUGGUUAAAUUAA
Molecule: messenger RNA, 3945 nt
Organism: Dictyostelium discoideum AX4
Lineage: Eukaryota; Evosea; Eumycetozoa; Dictyosteliales; Dictyosteliaceae
Exons: 1
Coding region: 1-3945 (1314 amino acids)
Source: RefSeq, a predicted model, not a curated record